AUGUAUUAUUCCGAGACUUUAAAGUUACCGAAAACAGAUCCCACAAGAUGGAGGUUAAACACCGAUAAAUAUGGACGUGAAUCAUGGCAAUAUCUUUCUACUGACGAAGAAGUUAAAUCCAAGCCGCAGGCUACUAGUUAUGUCAAGUACUUGUUGCAAUUGGAGGACUUUGAAGGACCUACACCUGAGGAUAUCAAUACUCCCUAUGAAGCAUGUGUUAAGGGAGCCGAAUUCUACCUGUUGUUACAAGAUGAGAAUAGCGGGAUGUUCCCAUGUCAAUACAAAGGUCCGAUGUUUAUGACCAUUGGAUUUGUGGUGGCGCAUUAUGUUUCUAAGACGCCAAUUCCCGAGCCUCAAAGAAUAGAAAUGAUUCGAUACAUUGUUAACACUGCUCAUCCAGUAGAUGGAGGUUGGGGUUUACACUCGGUAGACAAAUCAACGUGUUACGGAACAACCAUGAACUAUAUUGCGUUAAGACUAUUGGGAAUGCUGCCAGAUCAUGAGGUGCUUGUUAAAGCCAGAAAGACGUUACAUCGUUUAGGCGGUGCCAUAAAGAAUCCUCAUUGGGGUAAAGCAUGGCUCUCGAUAUUGAAUUUAUAUGAUUGGGAGGGAGUAAAUCCUGCACCACCUGAACUCUGGUUAAUGCCUUAUAGUGUUCCAUUGCAUCCAGCAAGAUGGUGGGUUCACACUAGAGCUAUUUAUUUACCCUUGGGGUAUUUGGCAGCUAACAAAUUCCAAUGUAAAUUGGACGAUCUAUUACUGAGUAUAAGAGAUGAAAUAUAUUUAUCUCAUCAAUUGCCUUACGAUACCAUAGACUUUUCCAAACACAGAAACAACGUAUGUGGAGUUGAUUUAUAUUAUCCCCAUUCUAAAGUAUUAGACACUGCCAAUUGGUUUUUGGUGAAAUAUGAAAAGUACUUGCGUCCCACCAGUUUCCUUAAGAACACUUUGAAUCCUCGGAUAUACGAUUUGAUCAAAAAGGAAUGUUUGAAUACAGAUUAUUUAACAAUUGCACCUGUUAGCUAUGCAUUUGAUAUGAUUGUGUGUUUCAUAGAAGAAGGCAAAGAUUCAGAAGCUUUUCAAAAGUUUUCCGACAGACUGAAAGAUGUGCUCUUCCAUGGCCCUCAGGGGAUGACGGUUAUGGGAACAAACGGGACCCAAGUUUGGGAUACGGCGUUUAUGAUUCAAUAUUAUUACCUUAGUGGUUUGAACAAGUUGUCUAAAUUCCAUAAGACGAUUGAGAGAGCAUUUAGAUUCCUUGUUAACUCUCAGUUUACCGAAGAUUGUGUUGAUGGAUCUUUCAGAGAUAAGAGGAAGGGAGCAUGGCCGUUUUCAACAAAGAUUCAAGGUUAUACCGUGAGUGAUUGUACAGCUGAGGCUUUAAAGGCAGUCAUUAUGGUUAGAGAUGAUCCACAAUUUGCUCACAUACGGAAUUUAAUCUCCGAUAAAAGCUUAUUCGACGGUAUUAAUGUUUUAUUAGGACUUCAAAACCUCGGGCGUCAUGAAUUUGGUUCCUUUUCAACUUACGAGAACAUUAGAGCACCUCUUUUAUUAGAGGCUUUAAACCCGGCAGAAGUUUUCAGCAAUAUUAUGGUUGAAUACCCAUAUGUGGAAUGUACCGAUUCCUGCGUCUUAGGUUUGACAUACUUCCAUGAGUCAUAUCCCGAACACCGAUCAGAAGAGAUUCGUUAUAGUAUUGAUAACGCUAUUAAGUACAUUAAGUCAGUCCAAAAUAAGAAUGAUGGUUCAUGGUAUGGUUGCUGGGGAGUUUGCUUUACUUACGCACUGAUGUUUGCCUUAGAAGCUUUAAGCACCGUAGGUCUUUCAUAUACCAAUUCUGAAAGUGUCCGUCGUGGUUGCGAUUUCCUUAUUUCAAAGCAAAGACCAGAUGGGGGUUGGUCCGAAACCAUGAAGGCUUGUGAAACCCAUACAUAUGUCAAUGGGCCAGAUUCAUAUGUGGUACAAACAGCAUGGGCCUUAAUUGGUCUUAUUCUUGCAGAUUAUCCUAAUAAAAACCCAAUUAAAAAGGGGAUCCAAUUACUAAUGAAACGACAGUUUCCCACCGGGGAAUGGAAAUACGAAAGUAUUGAAGGGGUGUUUAAUCACAGUUGUGCCAUUGAGUAUCCUUCUUACAAAUUUUUAUUUCCCAUUAAGGCAUUGGGAUUAUACGCUAGCAAAUAUGGGAAUGAUACUGUCUAUUGA
Lizanozyma spartinae is the source of this 2202-nucleotide messenger RNA. RefSeq names its product lanosterol synthase (gene ERG7). Gene Ontology annotation, cellular component: lipid droplet. The transcript has a single exon. Bases 1 to 2202 code for a protein of 733 amino acids. Lineage: Eukaryota; Fungi; Ascomycota; Pichiomycetes; Serinales; Debaryomycetaceae. Gene Ontology annotation, biological process: ergosterol biosynthetic process; triterpenoid biosynthetic process. The record is from RefSeq and is a predicted model, not a curated record. Gene Ontology annotation, molecular function: lanosterol synthase activity.